AGUUUUAGAUUUAUUUGGAAGGGACGCUCAUUAGAUAAGAUGGAAUAAAAAUGGAGAUGGAAAUGUAAGAUGAAAUUAAAAAUAGAGGGAGGUGAGAUUCGGAUUAGGAUUAGGGAGCCGCAUAAUUGAAAGAACACACACACACACUCUCUCUCUGAGUCUGCCUUCAAUGGGGCCGGAAUUAGGAAUUUCGAUUCCUUCUCCUCCGCGAAAUCCUUCCUCGCUUUCAUGGGUCAAUCUCUCCAGGAACCUAAUAUUAGCAUACCAGAGCCUCGGGGUGGUGUAUGGAGACCUGAGCACUUCACCUCUUUAUGUCUACUCAAGCACGUUCAUAGGGAACUUGCAGGAUCAUCAGAAUGAAGAUGCAAUAUUUGGAGCAUUUUCCUUGAUUUUUUGGACCCUUACAUUGAUACCCCUUCUUAAAUAUGUGUUUAUCAUGCUGGGUGCAGAUGAUAGCGGUGAAGGUGGCACUUUUGCUCUUUACUCGCUGCUUUGUAGGCAUGCAAAAUUUAGCUUGCUUCCCAAUCAGCAAGCAGCUGAUGAAGAACUCUCCGCCUACAAAUAUGGGCCCUCGAUGCAGGUGGCCACUGGUUCUCCAUUGAAGCGAUUUUUGGAGAAGCAUAAAACGUUAAGGACAGCCCUUCUUGUUGUGGUACUCUUUGGUGCUUCUAUGGUCAUAGGUGAUGGUGUGCUCACUCCGGCAAUAUCAGUUCUGUCAUCAGUUUCUGGACUUCAAGUUACUGAAAAGAAAUUAGCUAGUGGUGAAAUUGUCGUGCUUGCUUGUGUCAUAUUGGUGGGCCUAUUUGCCCUGCAGCAUUUUGGAACACGCAGGGUAGCUUUUAUGUUUGCACCAAUUGUGAUCAUCUGGCUGGUAUCAAUUUUUUCCAUUGGCUUGUACAACAUAAUAUUUUGGAACCCAAAGAUUGUUCGUGCAAUUUCCCCAUAUUAUAUUAUCAAGUUCUUUAGAGAGACAGGUAAAGAUGGCUGGUUUUCGCUAGGAGGGAUCCUUCUUUCAGUAACUGGCACCGAAGCUAUGUUUGCAGACCUUGGUCAUUUCACUGCCUUAUCAAUUAGGCUUGCUUUUGCAUUUGUAGUAUACCCAUGUCUGGUUGUCCAAUACAUGGGUCAGGCUGCGUUCUUGUCAAGAAACCCACAAAAAGUUCUUAACAGUUUUUAUGACUCAAUUCCUGGUCCGGUUUUUUGGCCUAUCUUUGUGAUUGCCACCCUUGCAACUAUUGUUGGGAGUCAGGCUAUUAUAACUGCCACUUUUUCUUUAAUUAAACAAUGCCAUGCCCUUGGAUGCUUCCCUCGAGUCAAAGUAGUUCACACCUCAAAACAUAUACGUGGCCAGAUCUACAUCCCAGAAAUAAACUGGAUACUCAUGAUACUUACUCUUGCAAUAACUAUUGGAUUUCGAAGUACUACUUUAAUUGGAAAUGCUUAUGGACUUGCAUGCAUUACGGUGAUGUUUAUUACAACAUUUCUCAUGGCUCUUGUGGUAACCUUUGUUUGGCAGAAAAGUGUUUUACUUGCUGCUAUGUUCCUUGUGUUCUUCUGGUUUAGUGAAGGGGUCUACUUAUCAUCAGCACUCAUGAAAGUGCCUCAAGGAGGAUGGGUGCCUCUUGUGCUGUCUGUCAUCUUUAUGUUGGUUAUGUACAUAUGGCACUAUGGGACUCGCAAGAAGUACAACUUUGACCUGCACAACAAAGUAUCACUGAAAUGGUUGCUUGGCUUGGGUCCUAGCCUCGGUAUUGUGCGUGUGCCUGGGAUAGGCCUCAUUUACUCCGAACUGGCAACAGGAGUCCCUGCAAUAUUUUCCCACUUUGUCACAAACCUGCCAGCGUUCCAUAAGGUGCUGGUUUUUGUUUGUGUGAAAUCAGUUCCAGUCCCAUAUGUUUCACCAGAAGAACGCUUUCUUAUUGGUCGGGUAUGCCCCAGGCCAUAUCGUAUGUAUAGGUGCAUUGUCAGGUAUGGGUACAAAGAUAUCCAGCGAGAUGAUGGGGAUUUUGAGGACCAGCUUAUACAAAGCAUAGCAGAGUUCAUCCAGAUGGAAGCUGGAGAUGCACAAUUUUGUAGUUCUGAGAGUUCAUCAUAUGAUGGGAGGCUAGCUGUUAUAAGUAGCAGGACCAUCCAAUCAAGCUCGAGUUUAAUAGUUACUGAGAGAGAGGACUGUGAUGGUAUCGAGUCCAUACAGAGCAGCAAAUCCCUAAUGUUACAGAGCUUGCGAAGUGCUUAUCCCGAUGAUGAGAAUCCAGGAGUGAGGAGGAGGCAUGUGAGGUUCGAAGUAGCAGCAAGUCCAGGUAUGGAUACAGGUGUUAGGGAAGAGCUGAUGGAUUUGAUAGAGGCAAAGGAAGCAGGCGUUGCAUAUAUAAUGGGACAUUCAUAUGUAAAGGCCAGGAGAAGUUCAUCAUAUUUGAAAAAGCUAGUAAUAGACAUGGGGUAUUCAUUUCUUAGAAAGAACUGCAGGGGGCCUUCAGUUGCACUAAACAUUCCUCACAUCAAUCUCAUUGAAGUUGGAAUGAUAUACUAUGUCUAGUGUAGUGUGGAUUAUGCCAAGAACCUGAAACAGUUGGUUCACAUUAUUAUUAUUAUUAUUAUUAUUAUUAUUAUUAUUAUUAUUAUAGUUAAUGCACCUCAUCAUAGAGACCCAGACUUUGUAAGUA
This is a messenger RNA of Gossypium raimondii (Peruvian cotton), 2663 nucleotides long. Its product is annotated as potassium transporter 4. Lineage: Eukaryota; Viridiplantae; Streptophyta; Magnoliopsida; Malvales; Malvaceae. The record is from RefSeq and is a predicted model, not a curated record. The coding region runs from base 170 to 2536 and encodes 788 amino acids. Gene Ontology annotation, molecular function: potassium ion transmembrane transporter activity. Gene Ontology annotation, biological process: cell tip growth; potassium ion transmembrane transport. The transcript has 9 exons. Gene Ontology annotation, cellular component: membrane.